Scheffersomyces stipitis CBS 6054 is the source of this 2994-nucleotide messenger RNA. RefSeq names its product chitin synthase (gene CHS1). Gene Ontology annotation, cellular component: cell periphery; cell septum. Gene Ontology annotation, molecular function: chitin synthase activity. NCBI's taxonomy places the organism in Eukaryota, Fungi, Ascomycota, Pichiomycetes, Serinales, Debaryomycetaceae. The transcript has a single exon. The coding region runs from base 1 to 2994 and encodes 997 amino acids. The record is from RefSeq and is a predicted model, not a curated record.
AUGAAUCCUUUCGAAGAUGAGGAUAACCCGUUUAGGGAGAAUCAGCCUGCCUUACCCAAUGCUGCCUUUACAAGUGACAGAACUUCUCCCAAAAGAUACCACCAAUUACAAGACGAAGAGGAUGCGGACGACGAUUUCAUGGCUUUUCCACUGUCUACACAUCAGAGACAAUCUCCAAAUAUCUUUACCAGAAGUACUGCUAGAGUAAAUUCUAAAUUAAAAGGAAAUAACUUAGGCGAUACUCCAAACUUGCUGUUCGCUAACAAUUCUACCCCUAGAGCUCAAUUUACUACAAGGGAAUCUCCAAAGAGGCAGAAAAAGAGGGAAGUGCUAAUUGUUGAUCAUGAAGAUGAUGAAAAUUAUGGAUCCCCUACGAGGUCACAGUUCGGCGGGAGCUCUAUUGCCAGUGAAAGGUUUUUAGAACCACCGCAACCGAUUUUCUCAAGAGAAACAUUCGCUGAAGCCAACAACGCAGAAGACGAAAACUCAACAAUAACAGAUGAAAAGGAUAAUUAUGAUUAUAAUUCCUAUCAGAAAGCACAUGAACUCGAAGAGAGGUCAUUGUAUUCAGAGUCUACUGCUUAUAGUGGGUCGUCAUAUUUAUCACAACCAACACACGCAGAGAGUGACUAUUUUGGAGCAUCAAUUGAUGGCAAUAUCAUGAGUAAUAUCAACAAUGGCUAUGUUCCUAAAAGAGAGAAGACAUUAACCAAGAGAAAAGUUAGAUUGGUCGGUGGUAAGACAGGCAAUCUAGUGUUGGAAAAUCCAGUUCCUGAAGAACUUCGAAAGGUGCUAACACGAACUGAAUCGCCGUUUGGAGAAUUCACAAACAUGACUUAUACGGCUUGUACGUCUGAUCCUGAUAAUUUCAUCAGCGACGGAUUCAGUCUCAGGGCUGCCAAAUUCGAAAGAGAAACCGAGAUUGUCAUCUGUAUCACUAUGUACAACGAAGAUGAGCAUGCAUUUGCCAGAACCAUGCAUGGGGUUAUGAAAAAUGUUGCCCAUUUAUGUUCGAGGCAUAAGUCCAAACUAUGGGGCAAGGAAGCAUGGAAGAAAAUUCAAGUCAUUAUUGUAGCAGACGGAAGAAACAAAGUUAACGAAUCUGUUCUCCAAUUAUUGACAGCCACAGGAUGUUAUCAAGACAAUUUGGCUAGACCAUUUGUAAACAACAAGAAGGUAAAUGCACAUUUAUUUGAAUAUACCACACAAAUAUCAAUCGAUGAAAACUUGAAAUUCAAGGGAGAUGAAAAGAACUUGGCACCAGUUCAAGUAUUAUUCUGCCUUAAAGAACAGAAUCAGAAGAAAAUUAAUUCUCAUAGAUGGUUGUUCAAUGCCUUCUGUCCAAUUUUGGAUCCAAACGUUGUGGUUUUGCUUGAUGUGGGAACUAAACCAGAUAACCACGCUAUCUAUAAUCUAUGGAAAGCUUUUGAUAGGGAUUCCAACGUUGCUGGCGCUGCUGGUGAAAUCAAAGCAAUGAAAGGAAAGGGGUGGAUCAACUUGACGAAUCCAUUAGUAGCUUCUCAAAAUUUUGAGUACAAAAUGUCCAACAUAUUGGAUAAACCUCUUGAAUCAUUGUUUGGUUACAUCUCUGUGUUACCUGGGGCAUUGUCUGCAUACAGAUAUAAAGCAUUGACAAACCAUGAAGACGGUACCGGUCCUUUGGCAGCAUAUUUCAAGGGAGAAGACCUUUUAAAUGACCAUCAUUCGGACAAGCAGAACAGUAAAACAAAUUUCUUUGAGGCAAAUAUGUAUCUUGCAGAAGACAGAAUUUUAUGUUGGGAGUUAGUCGCAAAAAGAAAGGAGAAUUGGGUUUUAAAAUUUGUCAAGCUGGCUACUGGUGAAACAGAUGUUCCCGAAAAUCUACCUGAAUUUAUAUCACAAAGAAGGCGUUGGAUCAAUGGUGCUUUCUUUGCAGCGCUUUAUGCAUUACGACACAGCAAUAGAAUUUGGGCGACCGAUCAUUCCUUCGCUCGAAAAUUUUGGUUCCAGAUUGAAUUCGCUUAUCAAUUCGUUACACUUGUCUUUUCAUUCUUUUCAUUGAGUAACUUCUAUUUGACGUUUUACUUCUUGACUGGUUCAUUAGUGUCAAACAAGAACUUUGGUCAUAAUGGUGGAUUCUGGAUUUUUACACUCUUCAACUAUUUGUGUAUUUGUAUUUUGACUUCGUUGUUUAUUGUAUCGAUAGGAAACAGACCACAAGCUUCCAAGAAUAUUUUCAAAACUUUGAUUAUCCUUUUGACCAUUUGUGCCUUAUACGCAUUGAUAGUCGGGUUUUAUUUUGUUUUCAACACGAUCACAGAAUUUGGAAUGGGAGAUUCGUCCACCUAUGUCCUUGUGAGCAUUGUUGUUUCUUUGUUAGCAACGUAUGGCCUAUAUUUCUUGAUGUCUUUCCUAUACAUGGAUCCUUGGCACAUGUUUACAUGUUCUAUCCAAUACUUCUUGAUGAUACCUUCAUACACCUGCACAUUGCAGAUAUUUGCUUUCUGUAACACCCAUGAUGUUUCCUGGGGUACAAAAGGUGACAAUAACCCCAAGAUUGACAAGAGUAACCAAUACAUUAUUGAGAAAAAUGACAAAGGAGAAUUUGAAGCUGUCGUAGUUGAUGUGAAUAUAGACGAAGUUUACUUGGAGACUUUGUACAACAUCAGAGCUAAAAGAUCAAAUAGAAAGGUUGCUCAUGUACAUAAGGAAAAGGCUCCUAUGGAAGGAGAAGACUAUGCAAAGGAUGUUCGUACCAGGGUUGUUUUAAUUUGGAUGAUAGCAAACCUAGUAUUCAUCAUGACAAUGCUUCAAGUUUAUUCUCCUGGCGAGACUACAAAGAAUAUUUACCUUGCCUUCAUCUUAUGGACUGUCGCUCUAUUGUCACUUUUCAGAGCAAUUGGCUCCUUGGGAUACCUUUUACAAAACCUUGCAAGAUUUGUCGUUGAGAGCAGAAGCAAAUGGUUACACAGGAGAGAAGGUUAUGCUGUACCCUCUCAUAAUCCUUUGAAUUGA